This is a messenger RNA of Drechmeria coniospora, 384 nucleotides long. Its product is annotated as putative profilin. Bases 1 to 384 code for a protein of 127 amino acids. Gene Ontology annotation, molecular function: actin monomer binding. The record is from RefSeq and is a predicted model, not a curated record. The transcript has 4 exons. Gene Ontology annotation, cellular component: cell cortex. NCBI's taxonomy places the organism in Eukaryota, Fungi, Ascomycota, Sordariomycetes, Hypocreales, Ophiocordycipitaceae.
AUGUCGUGGCAAGGCAACUUGGUUGGCAGCGGCCACGUCGACAAGGGCGCCAUCAUCAGCGCGGCCGGCGACAGUGUCUGGGCCGCCUCGGAGGGAUUUCAGCUCAAGCCCGAGGAGAUGAAGGCCAUAGCGGCCAUUGUUGGCGGGGACGCAGCGGCCAAGGACAAGGCCUUUGCUGAUGGCCUCUACAUCGGCGGCGAACGAUACGUCAUGGCGCGUGCGGAAGAUCGAUCCAUCUACGCACGAGCGGGCCGUCUCGGCGUCUGCGUCGCCAAGACCAAGCAGGCCAUCGUCGUCGGCCACCACGGCGAGACCCAAGUGGCCGGUAACGCAUCCUCGACCGUCGAGGUGUUGGCCGACUACCUCGUCAAGCAGGGCUACUGA